Molecule: messenger RNA, 1658 nt
Organism: Hibiscus syriacus
Lineage: Eukaryota; Viridiplantae; Streptophyta; Magnoliopsida; Malvales; Malvaceae
Product: abscisic acid 8'-hydroxylase CYP707A2-like
Exons: 7
Coding region: 16-1494 (492 amino acids)
Biological process (GO): abscisic acid metabolic process; sterol metabolic process
Molecular function (GO): heme binding; iron ion binding; (+)-abscisic acid 8'-hydroxylase activity
Source: RefSeq, a predicted model, not a curated record
ACUCCAUUAAACAACAUGGAACUCCAUUUCUUGCUUCCCUUAUUCGCUUCCCUUCUCUUCGUUUUCGUCUUCCUUAAAAAAUUCAUCCAAUCGAACAACCGCCGAUUGCCCCUCCCACCAGGCACCAUGGGUUGGCCGUAUGUCGGCGAAACCUUCCACCUCUACUCCCAAAACCCAAACGUCUUCUUCGCUUCCAAGCAAAAGAGGUAUGGCUCCGUAUUCAAGACCCAUAUACUGGGAUGUCCGUGCGUGAUGAUUUCCAGCCCCGAAGCUGCUAAAUUCGUGCUGGUCACCAAAGCUCAUCUGUUCAAGCCCACUUUCCCAGCCAGCAAAGAGAGGAUGUUGGGCAAACAAGCCAUCUUCUUCAGCCAAGGACAGUACCAUACCCAAUUAAGGAGGCUCGUCCUCCGUGCCUUCAUGCCCGAAUCCAUCAAAUCCAUCAUCUCCAACAUCGAAUCCAUUGCCCAACACUCUCUCCACUCGCUCCAAGGGCGGUUGAUCACCACUUUCCAAGAAAUGAAAACAUAUACGUUCAAUGUUGCUUUGCUAUCGAUACUCGGGGAGGAAGAAGUUCUGUACAGAGGAGAUCUGAAGAGAUGCUACUACAUUCUAGAGCAAGGGUAUAACUCGAUGCCCAUUAAUGUCCCCGGUACAUUCUUCAACAAAUCGAUGAAAGCGAGGAAAGAGCUUGCUCGGAUCCUGGCCAAAAUCAUAUCGACCAGGAGGCAGAUGAAAAUGGAACAUAAUGACUUGUUGGGUUCUUUCAUGGGUGAUAAAGAAUGCCUCUCCGACCAACAAAUCGCUGACAACGUCAUCGGUGUAAUCUUCGCCGCUCGCGACACGACUGCGAGCGUACUCACAUGGAUAAUUAAGUACCUCGGUGACAACCCCAGCGUUCUUAAGGCCGUCACGGAUGAACAAGAGGCAAUAAUUAGAGAAAAGGAGAAAUGUGGUGAGGAACAAUGCCUGAGCUGGGCUGAUACCAAGAAGAUGCCAAUUACUUCAAGGGUGAUUCAAGAGACACUUAGGGUUGCUUCAAUUUUAUCUUUUACCUUCAGAGAAGCAGUGGAGGAUGUUGAAUAUGAAGGGUAUCUAAUACCAAAGGGAUGGAAAGUUUUACCACUUUUUAGAAACAUUCAUCACAGCCCAGAGAUCUUCCCGGAUCCCGAAAAGUUCGACCCCUCAAGAUUUGAGGUAAACUUUGCACAGUUUUGUUGUUUUCAUCCAAUAUAUAAUCGUUGUCAAGCACCUAAAGCACACAUUUGCUCAAUAAUUGAACAGGUUGUUCCGAAACCCAAUACGUUUAUGCCAUUUGGCAAUGGAACCCAUUCAUGCCCGGGGAAUGAGUUAGCCAAGCUGGAAAUCCUCAUCUUUCUCCAUCAUCUGACCACAAAGUACAGGUGGUCAAUGGUGGGUUCAAAUAGUGGGAUUCAAUAUGGUCCUUUCGCUCUUCCUCAGAAUGGUUUGCCCAUCAGAUUGAUCAGGAAAUCGUAGGAUUAGAAAUGCAAAAGGCAGUUCCAAGAGAAACUUGGGAUUAUAAAUACAAAAAUGGAGAAAGCGCCCCAUCUGUACAGGAGAAGGUUCUCAAAACAAAACAUAAAGAAAGGGAAUUUCUGUUUAUUCUUUUCUCAACUCAUAGAAAAAAAGAACAAGAAUUG